Musa acuminata AAA Group (dessert banana) is the source of this 1342-nucleotide messenger RNA. RefSeq lists its product as uncharacterized. The coding region runs from base 16 to 975 and encodes 319 amino acids. The transcript is spliced from 8 exons. The record is from RefSeq and is a predicted model, not a curated record. NCBI's taxonomy places the organism in Eukaryota, Viridiplantae, Streptophyta, Magnoliopsida, Zingiberales, Musaceae.
UCUCUCUCUCUCCAUAUGGCGACAGAGCUCGACGAACUCCUAGGGUUUCUGUCCGCCCCUUCCCUCCAAGUGAAGAAGGCGGCGGUCGACAUCGUCCGAGGGCUUACUGGCUCUGAUGAUGGCCUCGGCCCCCUCGGCGCCCGCGCCGACAUCGCCCUGCCUCCGCUCGCUCGCCUCAUCCGCGACGCUCCCGAGCUCGCGGCACCGGCUGCCGAAGCCCUCAUUAACCUCUCCCAGGAUCCUGCUAUCGCCGAGAAGCUCAUCGCCCUCGGGACGGUUCCGACAGCGUUGGACGUUCUUUACAAGCACGGCGAUCCCAAUCUCUCACGCCUCCUUGUUAUGCUCCUUGCCAAUCUCACCCAGGUCGAUUCCGGCGCUAGUGCCCUCCUUCAGAUUGCAGAUGAUAAGAUGGAGGGUUUGUAUAUCUCAAAGCUUGUCAGAUCAUUCUGUAGGUCAUCUUCUGGUGAAUCAAAAGCAGAAGAUACCUUUGAACAUGUUGCUUCAGUACUUGUAAAUAUAUCAAAGGUGGAGUCUGGAAGAAAAAUUCUUUUGGAACCCAAGCGAGGUCUUCUUAAGCAGGCCAUCUGUCAGUUGGAUUCUACGAAUCCACUGAGAAAAAAAGGAGUUUCAGGAACCAUUCGCAAUUGUUGCUUUGAAGCUGACAACCAAUUACAAAAUUUGCUUUCAGUAGCAGAGUUCCUUUGGCCUGCUCUACUUCUGCCUGUAGCUGGCAAUAAGGUUUACAGUGAGCAAGAUAUAUCAAAAAUGCCUCUCGAGCUUGGAAAUGCACUUUCUCAUGAACGAGAACCAGUUGAUGAUCCUGAAAUUCGUAAACAGUCAUUGGAAGCUCUCUACUUGAUCUCUUUGCAAAUUUGUUAUUAUUUCUCCAGGAAGCCGGAAGAAGAGCACUGUGGUCUGUUAAUGGGCCACGAAUACUGCAAGUUGGGUAUGAAGACGAAGACGAUCCUAAAGUAAUGGAAGCUUAUGAAUUGAUUGGCUCUCUGCUGGUGAGUAACGUUGAAGCUGAACAAUGAUCAUCCUCAUAAUCAACAUAAGUUGGAGACUUCACUUGUCCACAAGUUCUGUUAAUUAGAUCUGAUAUCAGAUUCAUAAUGUGGUUCCUAUGGGAAGAUGAUGAUACAGUAGGAAGUUUGGUUUUUACUCCAAAUAGCUCGCUCAUUGUAUUAGUGGAAGAUAACACACCAUUGGUAGUUUCCUGUAGCUAUUUAUCUUUAAAAUGUCUCAUUAAAUAAUGAAAUAUUUCUUUUACAACCAUUUUGAUGACAUAAUUCUACACUAGUAUCUACAAAUUGCCUAUAUAUUUAUCUGCUGUGUUAAGACA